GGCGGGAGCGGGAGCGGGAGCGUCCCGCGACAGCCCCCGCCGGGGGGAGAUCCCGUAGCCGAGGUGAAAGUCCGCCGCCGCCGCGCCGCAGCCCCGCUGGAGAAGCGGGGUGCGUCCGGCUGCGCACUGUGCCAGGAGCCGGAGCGCCCGCAGCGCGCGGGCACCUGCAAACGCCUGGGGAAACACGGAUCUGCGGAAAACUGGCUUGUGGUUGUUUUUAUUUUUUAAACGGCAAUUUUUUAAAACCCAACCUCAGACAGACUGGCCUUAAAUGCGCUGCAAAAAAGUACCAGCUGUUGGCAGUGGGGCGCUGUGCUGACCCCGAGCAGCACGGGCCAGGGGGCUGUUUCCGAGCCCCCUCCAGGCUCGGCCGUGCUCGUAAGGAAGCAGCGAUCCGCUGCGGCACGGCCUGGCGGCGCCGGGGGGGUGAAGCGGCAAGGCUGGGAAAGCCACGACCCUGCAAAAUUUCCUGCACCUGGAUGCGUCCCCAUUGCCAGCCCUGCUCCGGCUCUCGGUGCCUUUGCCUGGGACCCUCCCUCGAGCAAUAACCUCGCUGCCGCCGCGGAUGUUUUCGCUACCUUCCUUUCCUCAUUCUUUCCAUGCGGAUGAUGCUAGGUCGAUGACAGUUAUUUUGCAAGACUCUCACGCCCGUUCGCACCUUUGGCCUCGUGUCUCUGUGCCGCUGCGGCUCUUACCGUAAGGAAGCAGGAGGAGCCGCCUGUCCCGAUGCCCUCCAGUGCUCCGCACGGCCGCCUGGCUGGGCAUCAAUGUCUUCCUCUUCACGUACUACUUUCUGUUCUUCGACCGCGACGGGCGGUACUUCUACACCAGGGAGAUCCUCGGGUCGGCCUUGGCGUGGGCCCGGGCAUCGGCCAAGUGCCUGAACUUCAACAGCAUGCUGAUCCUGCUGCCCGUCUGCCGCAACCUGCUCUCCUUCCUGCGGGGGACCUGCUCCUGCUGCAGGCGCACGCUGAGGAAGCAGCUCGACCACAACCUGGCCUUCCACAAGCUGGUGGCCUACGCGCUGGCCCUGUUCACAGCCGUGCACACCAUCGCCCACCUCUUCAACCUGGAGCGCUACAACCGCAGCCAGCAGGCCACCGACGGCAGCCUCGCCGCCGCCGUCUCCAAGCUGCACCUGCGGGGCACCAAGUGGCUGAACCCCAUCCACUCCAACCAGACGACCCCCGAGUACGUGGCCUUCACCACCAUCCCGGGGCUGACGGGGAUCAUCAUCACGCUGGCGCUCAUCCUCAUGGUCACGUCCUCCACCGAGUUCAUCCGCAGGAGCUACUUCGAGGUCUUCUGGUACACGCACCACCUCUUCAUCAUCUACUUCGCCGGGCUCGUCAUCCACGGCAUCGCCGGCCUGGUGCGCGGGCAGACGGAGGAGAGCAUGGAGGAGGCGCCCCCCCAGCACUGCGCCCAGUACCUCACGGACGAGGACUGCGGGCACCACUGCUGCAAAGAGCCCGAGUUCGGGAGCAUUCCCGCGGAGUCCUGGAAGUGGGUUCUGGCCCCGGUUCUCCUCUACAUCUUUGAGAGGAUCCUUCGGAUCUGGCGUGCACGGCAGAAGGUGGUUGUUACCAAGGUGGUCAUGCACCCCUCCAGAGUGCUGGAGCUGCAGAUGCAGAAGAAGGGCUUCCACAUGGAGGUGGGGCAGUACAUUUUUGUCAACUGCCCCACUGUCUCUCUCCUGGAGUGGCACCCCUUCACCCUCACCUCAGCACCUGAAGAGGACUUCUUCUCCAUCCACAUCCGGGUGGCCGGGGACUGGACAGAGAGUGUCAUUGACACCUUCCAGCAGCAGAAGCCAGAGAUGCCCCGGAUCGAGGUGGACGGCCCUUUUGGCACUGCCAGCGAAGACGUGUUCCAGUAUGAGGUGGCCAUGCUGGUGGGAGCAGGCAUCGGGGUCACCCCCUUUGCCUCCAUCCUGAAGUCCAUCUGGUACAAGUUCCAGCAGGCUGACCAGGCCCUCAAGACCAAGAAGAUCUACUUCUACUGGCUCUGCCGGGACACGGGGGCCUUUGCUUGGUUCAACGACCUGCUUGCCUCGCUGGAACAGAAGAUGGCCGAGUCUGGCAAGGCAGACUUUCUCACCUACAGGCUCUUCCUCACCGGCUGGGACACCAGCAUUGCCAACAACGCAGCGCUCAACUUUGACACCGCUACAGACGCAGUGACUGGCCUGAGGCACAAAACCAUCUUUGGGCGGCCCAUGUGGAACACCGAGUUUGCAGCCGUGGCCAGUGCCCACCCCAGGUCGGUGGUUGGUGUGUUCUUGUGUGGGCCAGAGGCCUUAGCAAAGAGCUUGCAGAAGUCUUGCCACCAGCACUCCAGCCUGGACCCCAGGAAGGUCCAGUUCUACUUCAACAAGGAAAAUUUCUAAGGAGGAUCCAUCCUGUGACCAUGGCUUGCGGAGGACAACCAGCUGGUCUUUGCAUGCCCUUUCAGACUGAGUCAGGCUGGCCAGGGCUAAGCACAUCAGCUGUAGAGCACUUGCAUCAAACCCAGGCAAGACACAGCAAGACAUUCCUUCUCCAUGAGAAACCCUAGGCUCAAAGACUGUUGCCUUCUUGACUCAGUCUACAAAGAGACCUUGUGAGAGGAAGUGGCCCAGAGCUCAGCACAGUCCUCCAUGAAGAGAACCAGAGCAAGCAUCAUGAUGCUGUGUUAUUGUGGUAAUACCAAGGCUUGGAGCAGCUGUAACCAGCUGGAGCACCCAGCAGGCUGGGCAGAACUGCAGGACAGCGGGAUGGAACGGGAGCUGGACCUGCUGAGCAGUCACCGGGGAUCAAACAUGCUGCUCUUUGUGUUUAAAGUUCUUUGCAUAAGAGGUUAAAUUAAACUUUCUGCCCUCUGCAAUAAAAGCUGAAGGUGGUGA
Rhea pennata is the source of this 2884-nucleotide messenger RNA. RefSeq names its product NADPH oxidase 1 (gene NOX1). The transcript has 13 exons. Gene Ontology annotation, biological process: superoxide anion generation; defense response. Gene Ontology annotation, cellular component: NADPH oxidase complex; plasma membrane. Gene Ontology annotation, molecular function: superoxide-generating NAD(P)H oxidase activity. The record is from RefSeq and is a predicted model, not a curated record. Lineage: Eukaryota; Metazoa; Chordata; Aves; Rheiformes; Rheidae. Bases 896 to 2389 code for a protein of 497 amino acids.